Sceloporus undulatus (fence lizard) is the source of this 9595-nucleotide messenger RNA. RefSeq names its product TBL1X receptor 1 (gene TBL1XR1). The record is from RefSeq and is a predicted model, not a curated record. The coding region runs from base 537 to 2084 and encodes 515 amino acids. Gene Ontology annotation, cellular component: histone deacetylase complex. Lineage: Eukaryota; Metazoa; Chordata; Lepidosauria; Squamata; Phrynosomatidae. The transcript is spliced from 17 exons. Gene Ontology annotation, molecular function: protein binding; transcription corepressor activity. Gene Ontology annotation, biological process: regulation of transcription by RNA polymerase II.
CAUACAACACACAACACACACACACAGAGGCUUGGGAUAUAAUUGAAUACAUUGCAUUCUUGGUGGCUAUUUGUGGUCUAGCCUUCCUCUUCUUUUUCUCCUUCCCCUCCCCCCAUUUUACUAUAAUUCUUAUUUUUCCCUGGGCUGCACCCACAAUUGCAAUAUAUAUAUAAUAUACAUAUAUUUUAUAUAAUGCACCAUCCAAAGGAAGGUGCUGCAUUAUAGCAGAUCUCUUUUAUAUAUGUGGUUUAUAUUAUUUGGUUUCCCUCCCCCAUUGCAACAACAACAACAGCAACAAAAAGAAAGAAGGGAGAGGAUAAAAGGCACAGAGAGGCAUCCACUGCAAGUACCAUCUUGUUGUGAUUGGAGGCUCCUAAUAGGAAACCUUCCACCCAUCAAUGCUCUACCAAUGAGAGAAGCCACAAUUUGGUUUUAAAAGUCUCUCCCUUUGGCAGUGAGAAAAAACUGUGGCAGAGCAAACUACAGAGAAUGGUUAUAUCCUUCGUCGUGACCUCAUGGUUUAAGUGGGCAUAAAGAUGAGUAUAAGCAGUGAUGAGGUUAACUUCCUCGUAUAUAGAUACUUACAAGAGUCCGGGUUUUCUCAUUCAGCAUUUACCUUUGGUAUCGAGAGCCAUAUCAGCCAGUCUAACAUCAACGGUGCUUUGGUGCCCCCAGCUGCUUUGAUAUCGAUCAUCCAGAAAGGCUUGCAGUAUGUAGAGGCAGAAGUUAGUAUUAAUGAGGAUGGUACGUUGUUUGAUGGUAGGCCUAUAGAAUCACUCUCACUGAUAGAUGCCGUAAUGCCGGAUGUGGUACAAACACGGCAGCAGGCUUAUAGAGACAAGCUUGCACAGCAACAGGCGGCGGCAGCGGCGGCAGCAGCAGCAGCUUCAACAAAUCAACAGGGGUCUGCCAAAAAUGGCGAAAAUACUGCUAAUGGAGAGGAAAAUGGAGCCCAUACUAUAGCAAAUAAUCAUACAGAUAUGAUGGAAGUGGAUGGUGAUGUUGAAAUCCCUCCUAAUAAAGCAGUGGUGCUACGUGGCCAUGAAUCUGAAGUGUUCAUCUGCGCCUGGAACCCUGUUAGUGACCUUCUGGCCUCAGGAUCUGGAGAUUCUACGGCACGAAUAUGGAACCUCAGUGAAAACAGUACCAGUGGAUCAACACAGCUUGUCCUUCGGCAUUGUAUACGAGAAGGAGGCCAAGAUGUACCAAGCAACAAAGAUGUGACUUCUCUGGAUUGGAACAGUGAAGGUACACUUCUAGCAACGGGGUCAUAUGAUGGAUUUGCAAGGAUAUGGACUAAAGAUGGUAACCUUGCCAGCACGUUAGGGCAGCAUAAAGGUCCCAUAUUCGCAUUAAAAUGGAACAAGAAAGGCAACUUCAUUUUAAGCGCAGGCGUGGAUAAGACCACAAUUAUUUGGGAUGCACACACUGGAGAAGCCAAACAGCAAUUUCCUUUCCAUUCUGCACCAGCAUUAGAUGUUGACUGGCAAAGCAACAAUACAUUUGCCUCCUGUAGCACAGAUAUGUGUAUUCACGUCUGUAAGUUAGGUCAAGAUAAACCCAUCAAAACCUUCCAGGGCCACACAAAUGAAGUAAAUGCAAUCAAAUGGGACCCCACUGGUAAUCUUUUGGCAUCUUGUUCAGACGACAUGACUUUAAAGAUCUGGAGUAUGAAACAAGAUAAUUGUGUCCACGAUCUGCAAGCACACAACAAAGAAAUUUAUACUAUCAAAUGGAGUCCUACGGGGCCAGGAACAAACAACCCAAACGCCAAUCUUAUGUUAGCAAGUGCAUCCUUUGAUUCUACGGUUAGGUUAUGGGAUGUAGACAGAGGGAUCUGCAUCCACACCUUGACGAAACAUCAAGAACCUGUGUACAGUGUAGCUUUCAGUCCUGAUGGCAGGUACCUGGCCAGUGGCUCAUUUGACAAAUGUGUACACAUCUGGAAUACACAGACGGGUGCUCUAGUGCAUAGUUACCGGGGAACAGGAGGCAUAUUUGAGGUUUGCUGGAAUGCAGCAGGAGACAAAGUUGGAGCAAGUGCUUCAGAUGGUUCAGUUUGUGUACUAGACCUACGGAAAUAGCGCUACUAGUUGGAAGCCAUGGACCGACUAUGAAUGUGUACAUAGCCAAAAUGACUGUCCCCUUGACCCAUGUACUGCUAUAGUCCCAAUUGAACCAUGGCCAGUCCACUACAGCCAAACCUGAAAGAAUUAUAUACAUAUACUGAAUAUUAAAAAGCAGCGCAAAUGAUUACAUCCUGAAGAAGAUGACAGAGAUUUGUCACAGCUUGUGAAGCCUGUUCACCAAGUGCUGGAAUCUGCUGUGCCCCCCCCCCAAAAAAAAAACCACAUGUAAGCAUUUUGGAAAUGGGGGGGGAACAGGACAAGAGAGAAACCUAACUGUAUAUGAGCAGCCCACUGAACGCAUAACUGGGGAAACUACAUAUGGCUGCCUUUCCCACCCCCAUUUCCUCACCGUCACCCUUCUUAAAGUUUUGAAAGAUUGGGUUUUUUUCUUCUUCCUCUUCCUUUUUGGCUUUCUUUCUUGGUAGGUGAUGAGCAGUUCUUGUGUACAGGGAAAAUGGACUUGCAUACUGCUUCAACAGUAAUUUGUUCCUUGUUCCUUCCCACUUCCCACCAUGGUUCAUGUUUCGUUUUUCCUGCUGCACAAAACAAGGCUGUGAAUCUGUUUGGUGGUGGUGGUUCUUUUCACUUGGAAUGGUGCCUGUUUGCGGGGAAGGGGAAUCCUAUUGCAUCAUUUCCUUUUAAUUCAUUGUUUUUAAAGAUGUUGACAUCUGGAAUGUGUUGUGGAUUAUCUGCUCACAGUUGAGACAGGGAAGGAGGGGAGACCAAGCAAAACUUUAGAAACAUGAUGUUGACAUUCCUUUACAUUUUGAGAUCCAUUACUAGUAGCUGACAGGAUGGGAGUGGGUUCUUUUGGAUUGUGACAGUUCCAAAAAAGCAGGAGUUCCUUACUUCAGAUCAUUUCUGCUAAAUGUAAAAGGGUACAAUCACAAAGAUAUUAAGAACAUGCAAAAAAGGGACUGGUUUUUGGAACAUACACAAUGGGGAAAUCAGGAUUAUGGCCAUCAUAGAAUGGAUUUUAAGAAUAUGUUCAGAAAGAGCUCACUGUAUAUAUUCCUGAUCUAUACUCCUUGACACAAGGAAAGAGCUUUGCAAAUUUGCUUUCUUGGAUUACAUAUCCCAGAAUCUCCCAACCAGCAUGUCUAUUGGCCACUACAAUUUUUGGGAGUUGUAAUCAUACAAGGUAGUUUUUCCAGCUCUCCUCAAGGUGCAGGUUUUGAUUCAGGAGGCUUCCCCUAUUGCAUGUACAUUCCAGAAAUCAGCAUUAAAUUACAGAAACGAAUUAUAGCCUCCUUUUCUUUGAAACAGUAAUUUCAUACUGCUCAUGGUCUAAUUGAAUCCAAAACAGUGGAGAAAGGGGAUUAGUUUGUCUUAAAAUUUCAUCUGGGCCAGUGUUUUUCUGCUACAACUUCUGUGAGAGUUUUGUCCAUUCUUACUCUGAUGUCUAUUAUAACAAAAAUCCAAAUUAAAAAUAUUUUGAUUUUGGGGUGUGCUUUUUUUAAUAGGAAAAAAUCUUUUGUACAACAACUAAAUAUUUUGAUAUCUCUUUUGCUGCCACUUCUGGUGUGAGGCAAGAAGUUUAUUCCAUCCACUGGAAAUUUCUCAGCUGAAAACAUAUUGGCAUGAACUGGAGGAAGAGCAUCAUUGGUGGUGGUGCUCAGCUAACUUUGAGCUGGUCAAGUUCCCAGUGGAUUGUGCCUCCUUAGUUUAGAAGUGAACAGAAAAGAGAAAGAAAUCUGACCACAAAAAACUUGCUUCAAGCCUAUUUUAAUACGGAGUGAUUGAGCUUCCACAAAGGAAAAUUAUGUCUUGCACUAAUUUCACCCUGCUGCUCCUGCCUCAAAACUUUUUGUAUGUGCUUGUGAUAUCCCCCCACCCCCAUGAUACCCAAAUUUAGGAUAAACAUAAGCUGCUAUUUGUUUUUAUGAUUGUGGGGGAGAUAGGAUCACUACUAUUGUGUGUCUCCUUUGUUUCUGAUAUCAAAUAUUGCUUUUCCUUUCUUUACUGCAAGAGGUGUAUGUGACAGACAGUUUUGUUUGCUCACAUGUUCGGUUAAAAGUAAUACUAGAAUGGGUGUCUUUGUAAAAGUGUAGCAGGAGGGCAGACUUUGGCCAGUACCAUGGCUACAUCUUAUUACAUGCAACUCCCAACUUUUUCUGAUGAAGAUCAUCAAAGAUUUUAACAUUUCACUCAGUUUUGACUUCAGUGAGUGAUUUAGGAUGCAUCUGCACUGUAGAGAUAAUGCAGUUGGAUGCCACUUUAACUGCCAUGGCUCCAUACUACAGAAUUCUGGGCUUUGUAGUUUAGUGAGGCACCAGCACUCUUUGGUAGAGAAGACCAAAGACCUUUUAAAACUAAAAAUCUUAGGAUUCCAUUGGACUGCGCUACAGCAUUUAAUGUGGUGUUAAAUUGCAUUAUUUCUACAGUAUAUAUGUGCCCUUAGACACCAGAUGCUUUGGAAAGGUCUGAGUUUCUAUAUUACCAUUGCACUUGCAGCAGCAUGGCAUAUAAAGACAAGAUUACAAUUCUUGCUCGCUCUCUGUCUCUGUGUAUGUGUAUGUUUAUGUGUGUCCUUUUUCCAGCCCCAUUUCCACAGGCAGAAUGACAUCUAACAGCAAAAAAAGAGAGAGAACUCCUCCCCAACAUUUUCAUUUUAUGAAAUGCAUAAAAAUAGCAAAAAGAAGAAGGGAAGCCUUGAGAAUAGCAGCCCCAUGUUAAAUUCUCCUUCUUUCAUUGACCCCUUAAUAUCUCUUUUACCUUCACCCGUGCUGUGAUGUCAUUACAUUGGAGGUUUCCCAGCUCUGCAUCCUGGGCAAACAAGAAGAUGCUCAUCAUAACCUAGUGCAACCAAGCAGGACCCAAAAUAAGAGAUAGAGCACUAGGUAGAGAAUGGUUGGUUUCAUCACCAUGUCUGCUUUCUAUGUAACAAAUAACCCCAUCUUUUACAGUUCAUUUGUAGAUUACCCUAACCAAGAGAAUGAAACUAGCUUGCUAUUUUAAAAGUCAUGGUAAAUUCUUUUAGUAUUGAUUUCUGCCAUGUCUGUGUGCACGCACACAAAACCACAUCUUAAGCAAGUAGGGUUCAGUUUUGCAAGGCACAGCCAUUGUUUUAAUACUGAAGUCACUUAUCAUUAUUGGGGUAUUAUACUGUUCUACACAGCAUUGUAAGAAAACAAAAAGAAAGUCUAUACUCCUAAAGGCAGUCAUGUGAUACAGCUCUGUACUUAGCUGUUGGUAGAGUUAUGAGAAUAAAUUUGAGGUUCAGGAUAAAUUCCCUGUCAAUUACAGUUUGUAAGAAACUUAACCUGUUGAGUAUCUGGCACUUGAAUAAUCUUGCUUUUUAUUGUUGGGGGUCCAGGACUGUGGCUGACCUCUGUCGUUGUUAAAAUAAUUUUUAAAAAGUUUUAAGAAAAUGUAAAAAAAAAUCUGUGCAAUAAUUUUAAACUGUGCUCCCAGGAAUAGACACAAAAUGUGUUUUUGGGGGGGGAUUUUUAUUUUGAGUAUAUUUAAACAGCAUUUUCUUUUCCUUUAGCAACACAAAUGUCAAUUGCACUGAACUUAAAUCUUUAAAAAAAAGUCAGAGGUGAUUCUUGAUAGUACUUUUGUAUUUUGAUAUGGACAGUCUGUUCGUUUUUCAUACAAGCUCUUGAACAGAUGUUUCAGUGGACUUUAAAAAGUGUAAAAACAAACAAGAAGUGGUGUUGAACCCUUUUGACACAGCUGCAAGAUUCCACAGCAACGUUCACAUUUCUGGUUAUUGCAACUGUUUCACUGUUUUGUUUUGUUUGUUUUGGGUUGUUCUUUAAAAAAAACAUGAUUCUAGCCAUUUAAAUAUGAUACAGCAUGUAGACAUAAUCACCAAAUCCUGGGCUGAUUUCCCUUCUCCUUCAUCCUCCUUCCCCAUUUUUGCCUUUUUAAAACAAUUUGAGACCAUUAAUUCUGUAGCUCAGGUGGUAAAUUGAUCUCUCUUGAGAUAACAUGCACCUAAUUCCAAACUUCAAAGCCAUGGCACUAGGCAAGAGGGAGUUUUCUUUGACUGGACUAAACAUCUGUACCUUAGCUCCAUGUGCAUAGCUUCAUUGAAAUAGUCACGUAGGACAUAGGGCUUCAUUGCAGAGAAUUGCGCUUACCCAGAGACAUUUGCAUUGUGGAGCUUUUGUAGGUACUAUUACUUCCCUGUCCUGCUCCCUCCCAUAUGCGAACUUCAGGGGAGAGAUGGGAGAGGCCCACAUCUUCUUGCAGUUUCAUGUGCUUGCAGAAAUUGACUAUUUGGAGUGCAAGCCCUGAUCAGUCAUGCCUUCUUUGCUGCUAUCCUUUUGUCGGUGUGCCACAGUGCUGCUCUGUUUCUAAACCAACAUCCUCACCUUCCGGAUGGAGCCGUAUAAUGCAAAAAGAAUGGUAGUAUUUUUGGUUUUUUGAAAAAAAGCAUAAACUGAAGAAGCUUCUCAAGUGCCAGUUGUUAUAGACAGGGGAACUGGAGUGGGUAAUCUCUCUUUCAUUGUCAUGGCUAUCAUCCUCUGAGGGUAAGAAAUACACAUGAUGAGGCUUUUAGCACUGUGUUCCACUCAUAAUGCUAACACAGACAUGAUGAUCACUUCUGGAGAGACCGUUAAAAGAUGCAAGGGCUGCUUGGUCUUUUUGCUUUAUCCAUUGAUCCAGCCCUGCAGAAACUAUUUUUAAUCACUGUCUAAUAGCUAGGUUCCAAAAAAAGAGAAAAGUAGGCCUGGCUGAAGAAAAACAAACUCAGACAGUUGCUGGUAAGAACUGGAGGAGAUGGGGACAGGGAUGUCAGCCCCUCCUUAUUCAAGCUAUUACCGUCAUGUAUGUGCCUCACAUGGGCAUCACCUGAAUAAAAUUUUGGAAUAAAUACACCCUUGGCAUGAGCAUGCAUAAUUCUAUUCUAACAUGAUCUAUACCCAUACCCAUUGCCUGGCACAAAGUCCAAAAAUUCCAAAUGUCAGUAUGGAAGGGGAUUCACAGUAUGGAAGAGGAUUGCAGCUGGUGGUUCCACCUCCAGCAAGCUAGUGAAUCUGCUCCAGUUUUGAUUCCAAGCUUUAAAAGUACUGAACCUAAUUUGGAGGUGGGGAAAGGGGUCAGCAUUUUGGAGAGAUUCUUUAAAAUUUCCAACUAAAAUCCUGGAGUGGAUUUGCCAGCUCACUGAUGUGGAAGCCAGCAUUGAUCAUAAUAUCAUGGUUUGCAUGUCACCAUUCCUGAUUGUAAGGCACAUAUUACAGCACUCAGGACUUGCUUUGCUUAAAGUAAAAAUGUGGUUUUGAUACAGAGAAAGGAAGGUGUGUUUCAGACUAUUAGAUGACGUGACUAGGCAGCAUGGGUAUAAACACUGGUUGGAAUGGUUCUGUGGUCCUGUUCUUGCAAGGAACUCCUGAUGACUGGUGUAGGUACAGAGCAGUGAGGAUGUGGCUAAAAAUUCCACCUUCAGUUGCCUGUAGAUGGAGAAUGUGUCUGCUGUGCAUGUCUAGUGAGGGGGGCAUUUAGCAUCUCUUACUAUUUCAGUGAUAACCAUGUUAAUUGGUUACUGAAUAUUUUAAAUAUAUUCAUGGGACUGGCAAUGCUAGGCCUAUCUUUAGAAGGUUUCAUUAUGCUUAUUUGAACUAAGAAAAAGGCCGCUUCUUGGAUGAUUUUGGAGGCUAGGACUGGGGGGGGGGGGUUUUAUAGUACCUAUAGUACCCCCUCUCGUGGCAGAAAAAACACAACAAAUUGAAAGGUGUUCAUUUAUUUUUGUGGGAAGCUAGAAGCAAGUGAAAAAGACCAAAGAUUUGUAAUUUUCUUUAUUGCUUUACACUGGUAGGCCAUUGAAAAAGAAAGGAGUAGCUUUGCAUUUCCCUUACGUUUUGGAGAAAAAAUGUGCAAGUUUUAUGCACAUAAAUGUUUUAGUUAUUGCAGCUGAUACAUGGGUACAAUUAAUGAUUUUCUGGAAAGGAGAAGAAUACAGUGUUGCAAAACAAUACUGCUUUUGUUGUUUUAAAAUAAAAGAUAGAGGACUUGGAUCACAACAUUUCUACGAGGAAACAUUUGCUAAUAGUUAGUUGGGGCAUUUGGCUCUCUGCCGAAAAUGUAGUUGAGUGAUUUCUUCAUGUAUUUAAAAACACCACAAACAUUGGACCUUCAUAAGAAUUGGCAAGCAAAAAAUCUACUUUGAUAAAGUAAGGAAAUCUGGAAGUUUUGUUGUCUGUGGGUUUGGCUUGGAAAUUGAUGCUGGUAUUGGUAGGAAGGGAGUACCCUUCAUACUUGGCAAAAUGGGGGCAGCAUUGUGGCACAUGGACACUGAGUUACAGGAAGAAUCCAUAUGGCAGAUUUUUAAAAAGAACAUGGACAUACACAUAGCACAUUGACCCUAUUGUUCUGAGGAGUCCUACAACUCUUUUAUUUCGUUCCAUGAUAGAUUCUUACUUCUUUCCAACGAUACUGCUGGUGACAAUUGUACUGGCAAAAGCUGUGCUACAAAUGGGGAAAUAAAUUCUCUGUUUGGGGUUGAGGGAAAAUGACUACCUGCUUUGUUGGUGUACUGGUAAAAGAAUCAUUUAAGGGUUCUGUAAUAUGAAUUGAGCUGGGAGAGCAGAAAAGAGUUACCUAGAUAGUCCUCUGGGAUAGGACAGCAGCAAAGGUUUUGGUAUCAAAGAUCCUUGGCCCUACCUGUACUAAGGAAGAUGUGAAACUUUUCCAGGCUUCUCUAGUAUAUGAACCAGCCGUGCGUUAAGUGGUAACUCCAAACAGGCAUAGGUUCUCUAACAAAUUCAGGUGUCGGUGAUGGUCAAUUUAGCAUUGCAACAAAUCCCACAUCCUUGUAAUUUCCCAGUGUCUUGAUCAAUAAACAAAAGCAAAGUUUAUUUUCUUUUUACAUUUCUGGAUAAAUUCAGGAAAUUGGUCUGUUUUGUUGUUGCUUCUCCUGUGUGCUUUUGCAAUCUUGUUUCUCAACAGGCUGCAGUAAGCAAGUCGGUCACUUACAAUACGAAAGUAAUCUCUCCCCCCCCCCCCCUUUCUUCCUAAUCUCUUUCCUGACUUUGACAUUGUAGUUGUAAAAAGGUUCCGAUUUGGAGUUGCAAAUCUUUUGGGUCUACUUCUGUGAGCCUACCUAUAGCACUGGAUUUAAAAAUGUCUGCAUCAUUUCUUUUGUUAUAUAUCCAGUUAAAUUACAAAAUGUUGUACAAGUGUAAAACCAGCCCAUGUGACAAGUUUUUUUUUCUUUUCUUUUUUUUAAAUUGUUCAGAAAUACUUUUUAUUGUUCAGUUUUCAUGAUUUAUUGUCUAAAGAAGACUGCUAUAGAUGUUCUAUACUGUCCUGGACCCAUGUUAAUUACACCUUUUAUGAUGUACUUUGGUUCCACAUCACAAUGAUUUUGUCCCCUCAACCAAGAAAAGCCCCUUUCUUAAUCUCUUUCUAGGCACAUUUUUUUCUGUUGCAGUUUUCCCUUUGCAUUGUAUUGCUCUGACAAGUGUAAUUUGAAUCAGAUCUGAAAGAGGUCCAGAAUAAAAUAUAUUUUGAUACGA